Molecule: messenger RNA, 1509 nt
Organism: Monomorium pharaonis (pharaoh ant)
Lineage: Eukaryota; Metazoa; Arthropoda; Insecta; Hymenoptera; Formicidae
Gene: ND-42
Product: NADH dehydrogenase [ubiquinone] 1 alpha subcomplex subunit 10, mitochondrial
Exons: 4
Coding region: 149-1417 (422 amino acids)
Biological process (GO): mitochondrial electron transport, NADH to ubiquinone
Cellular component (GO): cytoplasm
Source: RefSeq, a predicted model, not a curated record
UUCAACAAAUGCAGUAAAGAGAUACCGAAUUGGUCUUGCUAUUUCGUGAUUUCGGUACAUCUUGAGUAUAUCGAACAAUGUUAUUUUCGCAUGUUAAUUCAUAACGAGCAAUAUAAUUAAUUCUCUCCGUUUAGAACGAUAUAAUAAAAUGGCAUCACUCGCUCGUGUCGGUAUCGCCAGAUUCGGAUACAAUAAUCUUACUAGGCAAUUAUGUAAGGUAACAGCUACCAGUAAUGUGAUGCAAUUGGCAUACAUUUCACAAAAGGCUAAACGAGUGAAUCAACGCCGGAUCCCGCCAUUUGACUAUUUACAUAAAAAGUAUGGUGCAUGGGCACAGUUUUUUGAUCCAAUGGUUGAUCGAUGCGAUGAGAACUCCAAGGUGAUCGUUGUUGAAGGUCCGAUUGCUGCAGGAAAGUCUAAAGUAGCCGCAAAAUUAGCCGAGGAGUUUGAGAUGGUUUAUCUUCCACCGCCAACCUUUGACGAGUAUUACAUAAAUGAAUAUGGAUAUGAUAUACGUACGCUGGAUGACAGAUUAACUAUGAACUCACAGUCAUGCGAUGUGCAGAAAUUCCUAACCAAUCCGCAACAUCCCAAUGUGCCUAUGUUCCAAUUUCAUUACUUUCAACUCAAGUUUGAUCAGUACAUCACUGCCCUGCUACACUUGCUGUCCACGGGUCAAGGAGUGGUGCUCAGCCGUUCUUUUUAUACCGACUAUGUAUUUGCCAAAGCAAUGACAAAUGCUGGUUACAUGCGUCCAGAGGCAUUAAAAUUUUACACCGAUGUCGUUGACAUUGCUAAGAUGCAGAUGCUCAGGCCCCAUUUAAUCGUUUAUUUGGAUAUACCUGUGAAUGUCGUUAAGGAAAAGAUUAAAAAACGAGGCAUACCAUACGAAGUGAAUUCAAAAGUUCUCACUUCAGAGUAUCUACAAGAUAUUGAAAAUAUAUACAAAUUGGAUUACCUAAAAAAUAUUAUUACACACUCUCAUGUGUUGGUCUAUGACUGGACAAACGAGGGAGAUGUUUCUACUAUGGUCGAGGAUAUUGAAAUGCUAAACUUUGAUUAUGAGGAUAAGACAGCUAAAAAAAUGGCCGAUUGGAGAUUUGAAAGUGUUCAGGACCUACGAACUAAAAGGAUACAUUAUGACAAGAGAUAUUACUUGCAUAUGGAUUAUGCGAGAAAUGAAUAUACAGUACCAGAAUUACACUACACAGCUGAAGAAGAUGAAGAAAGAUAUUACGCACUGAAAUUGGUACCUGGAUCUCUGUACGUUAAAGGAUUUAAUUCUGUGUUGGGAGACAAAAAUAUUUUGUGGAAAAAGGAUCGAUAUUUUAAUUUAAGAACCUUAAGACCUACUGCCCGUGAAAUAGAUGUCUUAAUUGAAGAAAUGAAGAAACUCAAGACUGCUUCAAUGCAGUAAGACGAGAAGAUAAUAGACCUAGGAAAAAUAUAGAAUUGUAAACAAUAAUUGAAGUAAAAAUAAAUUUUACUUCCAACUGGAAGAUGUCUCCA